Gallus gallus (chicken) is the source of this 5722-nucleotide messenger RNA. RefSeq names its product melanin-concentrating hormone receptor 2 (gene MCHR2). The coding region runs from base 3987 to 5090 and encodes 367 amino acids. Gene Ontology annotation, cellular component: membrane. The record is from RefSeq and is a predicted model, not a curated record. The transcript has 3 exons. Lineage: Eukaryota; Metazoa; Chordata; Aves; Galliformes; Phasianidae. Gene Ontology annotation, biological process: neuropeptide signaling pathway; adenylate cyclase-modulating G protein-coupled receptor signaling pathway. Gene Ontology annotation, molecular function: galanin receptor activity.
GGAGCGAGCAGCGGGGCAGCGGAGCGGAGCGGAGGCGGCAGCGGAGCGUGGCAGGUAGGAUCCUGCCGGCAGGAACGGGGCUCCCGAAUGCCCGGGUCCCGCUGGUGCGAGCAGCCCGUCCGGGCCAAGCGACCGGGACUGGGGUGGCCGGGCGGGCGGAGAGGGGAGGGGAGGCAGCGGCUCCCGGUGCGGACGCGCAGCCCCAGACUCGACCGUGCCCGCUGUAGGAGCCCCGGGGAGACCCCGGCUGCCCGCCCCGGCUCGGUGCCUGCCGGGUGCUUUGGGGCGGCUGUGGUUCCCAGGUUGAGCACCAAGUUUGUCCCCGAGCAGAGCAAACGAGGUACCUGCACAGAUGGGGAAACGGAGGCAUUCUUUGCUGGGAACAGCAGUGACAGCAGCAGAAUGAGCAGCCCACUGAAAAAAAGAAAGCUCGAACCGCCAGCUCCUCCUCUCCUCCGUUUGCUCCCGUCUGUCCAGAACACGAAGGGUCCGCAGCCCCCAUCCCAUCACUGCUGCCAUUCCCCCCCCCCCCGUCUCCUCCCGCCCUCCGUGCCGUUCCCUCGCUGCAGGAUCUGGCCGUGCCGCCCCCAGAGUCCCCUCCGGAACGCGCUGCCGCCCCACCGACGGUCAGUGCCGCUCCUGCUGCUGCUCGCAGCCCUUCUCGCUGCCCGUCCAUUCCUGACCCCGUGUCCCCUGGGUUGCCGUCCCAGCUUUGCCACCGAUUCAGGUCUCAUCCAUCCCUGGCAAAGUUACCUCUCCCUGUCACAGCACCUUUGCUGCUGCCAACCCUGAGCAGAGGAUGUGAGAGAGCAACCCCAUUGCCCAUAGUCUCCCUAUUCUUUCUGUUCACAGUAUCUGUCCCUCUUUCCUUCUCUGAUAGUGAAGACUGCUCAGGACCAAAUGAAACUUGAGAGCAUCGCCAUAAACCCUUCACAAAAUGGUAGGGUGUCAAACGGUUACAAAAUGCUUCCAAGGGACAACAGAGCAGUGGGGGUUCCUGCCGGCUGCCUGGGAAGAUGCUGAACUGGGACUGGGAGUAUCCCACUGCACCAGAGGUGCUCUGAGUCACUCCUUGAGAGUAUGUGUGUAUCGCUUACAUACACGCAUACCUCAGAAGGGGCAGUGCUGCUGUCACUCUGUGCUGUUGCUAUCACUGUCCUGCCUCUGCAGGGCUGCACACAGAGAGGGGCUUCAGAACUAACGGAGUAGACAUAUGUAUUCAUUUCUCUGCUCCACCAGUGAGUGCUCUGAUAGCUACUAAGCCAUCGCUUUACAUUCCCAGCUCCCAUAUGAAAAGGGAAACAAAGCACUGAUGGGCUUUAUACAGACAGGUCAUGAGUUGUGGGCAACCAGGGAGAACCCUGAACCUGUGAGAACACAGGGAGAACCUUUCCCUGUGGGAAAGACAUACAGCCAGGCACUUAGCAGCCUGCCACCGCCUCCAGCUAGUCACCGUGCUCCUGGUCACCUGCUGUUUCUGAUAAGAGCAUCCCAAGCUCCCCGAAUUCCUUUUCCAACAGGCUCAAGAAUUAGGCUUGAAGCGGAGUGAUAAAUUGUAACAGAAGUGGCUCCCUGACUGUCAGAACCAAUUUUUGCCUAGUGAAGCAUGAACUGCUCACAUGCACAUCAAGGGAAGUCAGAUGCGGACUGUAACCAGGCUCUGUGACGUGCUGGCGCUCUGAAGUGAUCCUACAGCAGAUCACACCAGUGAGGGGAUGUUUGCAAGGCUGCCUUCUUUGAUUUGCAGAGAGGCGUGGAGGUAUUCCCUGUCUUUCUGUUCUCUUUGGAUCAGCCUUUGAAGAGGGCUGACUGUGGCUUAUCUGCCUUGCAAGAGAGAGAGAGAGAGAGAGCAAAUGAAGAGCAUCUGGUGAUGAGCAGGAUGGUGGGGAGGGGACAGCAGUCACCCUACCAGGCAGCACGGGCACUGUCUGUGUGGUUGUUGAUACUAAGCUGGUUUCCAGCCGAGCUGUCAGAUGUUAGAAAGGCUUUGCUAAUGACUUUCUCAGACCUACGGAAGGACCUCAGGGUAUGCACAUACCCUGUGCACAGCCUAAGCCAGUGCAGUCAAGUACCAGUAGGAAUAUAACACCCAUAACAGCCUGAGCUGCUCUCUGCUGCACACAGGAAGCUCUCUAGUCCUGGGGUGUUAGGUAACAACAGCCCCGGUCCCUCAGCCAGGCACUGGGACCAGACUCCCUGGCAGGUCUGGGUGAGCUCCCCUGCUUCCCAUACAUUCAUACACUGUGGGGUAUUCAGUUCGUGUGUGGCUGUAGGGUGGACUUUUGGCUGUACUGAGAACUGACACUGCCAUUUUAAUUGGUGUUGCUUACAUACCAAGGCAGAGCUGAGAUCACGUCUACCAUCUACCAAAGAUAAAUCGCUUGCACCUCAGUGCUGGUCAGCCCACCUUUCUGGAGGAGUCAGUUCAUCCCUCUGCUAUACAGGGAUACAUAUACAUAUACAUAUAAAUAUACAUAUACACAUACAAAUAGGCCAUUCCACAUCUACAAACCUCAAGGUUUCUUCUACGAAGCAGAAGAGGCUCAGCCAGAGAUCAAGUUUCUGUGCUGCACCUGCCACAAGGCAAAUUCACACUCAGACAGCUCUGAGGACCCCUCUGCUUCAGGAUUGGUAAGUGUCCAAGGGAGAAAUCUGCAUGUCUACAAAUGAAGGGCAGUGACCUGGGUCACAGAGAGUAGGGGUAGCAUGUGUUUCCUCCCCUGAUGGAGAGGCUGUCACUGCAGGAGGGGCACUUGACUCCUAGCAGCUGCUGGGCAGUGCACGGGAGGCCAAAGACUGCAUUCCUGCUUUGUAGCCUUUAUGCACCUUUAACACCUCUUUCAUUGCAGCAGUGGUUGUGUUGAACAGGGCUUGCAGUGACUCCAAGCAGCUGACAUCCCCAAAUCUGCACUGAUACCUGGAACAUCUGCAGACCCACGCUCACAUGCCUCUUGCAGUGCUUCUGCUUCAGGCACUCGCAGUGUCCAUGCUCCCAGGCCAAACCUGAACCAGAAUGCACAAGCUAAAGCUUGAUUUCUUGCAGAGAUUCCACAAUCUCUGUACUCGUGGUAAGCCGGCCUUGGACCACACAGUAGUAACCACAGCACACCCAUACACACACUGCAGAGGGAAAAGAACUCCAGUCAUAUUUAUUCAAGGGAAACUAUGCCUGCGUACACAGAUAGAUAGAUAUAAAAUAUAUUCUUCCAGCUCCAGAACUAAAAAAACAUGCAGACAGAUUUCUGUGCCUGUGAUGGAGAAACUACAGUUUCUCCAUGCAACCUCACCUUCAGCUUGCAAUCCAAAUGCUUAUUUUGAUGGCAGAGGAUGGAUGCUGGAAGCUCAGUUCUGGGGGAGAGCUGCCCUGUGGGGCAGAGAAAAGGAAUAUGUUUCUGGAUCACUGAAAGCAAAGCACAGGGUGUCCCAUCAGAGUUGCCCUCCUCAAAAAGUCAUCCCUUGGGCACAACAUAGAACUGGGUAGUAGCUGUCACUGCCAAAGAUGUUUCCAGCCUAUAUCUAGUGUGUGAUGCUUGUUCUAGGAGCAAGUACUGAAAGGACUGAAAACAGGAGCUAUAAAACUGUAUAUCGGUAUUGGCAGAGCAAACAUCUCAGGUUGUCCAGCUGGUUGGUUCGAGGUCGGAGCCCCACUGCUGGGAACAAACCUCACACCCCUCCUGCCAUCAGUUGGACCAGCUGGGAGGUGAAAAUCCUGGCUCCCUUCUCCCACACAGGUGGAGGCUGUGCCACCCAUGGGGACAGAUGCUAUGCUCUCCACUCCCCCGGCUCCACUUCCAGCGUCAUCAGUCCGAGGUGACAUCUGAGCCUCGGGUGUGGAUUCCUUCCAGGGCCAGAAUGGGGGAGCAGGGAAUCCUUUACUCCCACCCUACCCUCACCUAUCCUGCAGGCCAGCAGUGACCAGAAGAACCUGCUGAAAUGCAUGUGUGCCACAGAGCUGAAAGCAGAGCAUCUGUGUCCUGCCAGCUAACAUGUCUGUCAGCCAACCUAAUAGGCCAAGCAGCACCUCUCCAGUCUCUCACCUCUCUCCCUGUGUUGCCACAGGCUCCAGCUCAGCACGGCGCAGAAUGAUGGAGCAUGAGGACUUCACCAGCUUGGCUGGGUACUGGAAUUCCUCUGACAGUUACCAGUUCAGCCCUGCUAGUGUCAUUGUCCCCGUGGUCUUCUCCCUCAUCUUCCUCCUGGGCACAGUUGGCAACAGCCUGGUGCUGGCAGUGCUGCUGCACAAUAGGCAGAUGGGCCACAACACCACCAACCUCUUCAUCCUCAACCUCAGCCUGGCUGACUUCUUCUUCAUUGUCUUCUGCGUGCCUUUCCAGGCCACCAUCUACUCCCUUGAGGGCUGGGUCUUCGGCUCCUUCAUCUGCAAGGCUGUCCACUUUUUCAUCUACCUCACCAUGUACGCCAGCAGCUUCACACUGGCUGCCGUCUCUGUGGACAGGUACCUGGCCAUCCGCUAUCCGCUGCGCUCCCGGGAGCUGCGGACUCCCUACAAUGCAGUGGCUGCCAUGGCUGUGAUCUGGGGUCUCUCCGUGGUUUUUGCUGGGCCCUACCUGAGCUACUAUGACCUGAUUGAGUGGGAGUCCAGCUAUAUCUGCAUGCCUGGCUGGGAGGAGUGGAGACGCAAGGUCAUGGACACCAGCACAUUUGCCUUUGGCUAUGUCAUCCCAGUUCUGGUCAUCAGCCUCUCAUACACGAGGACCAUCAAGUACCUGUGGACAGCAGUGGAACCCUUGGAGGACAUGUCAGAGUCCAAGAAGGCCAAGCGGAAGGCCACCUACGCCUUCCGCCUGCUUUCCCACUGCAUGGCCUAUGCCAACUCCUGCCUCAACCCCAUCGUCUAUGCCCUGGUAUCCAAGCAUUUCCGUAAGGGCUUCAAAAGAGUCUUCAGCUGUCUCCUGAGGAAAAAGCACCGCAACAAGGUGCAUGUGUUACAUGCUGCUCACACUGUGCCUGGCUUUGAGGCUGGCUCCACUGAAGUGUCCCAGGUGCAUGAGGAAAACAACAGGUGUGAGCUGAACCCAGACUCCCUGGCAGUCCCCUCUGGUUCUUCUAAGCACCUUCACCUUUCUUAGUAGCUCCACACCAUGUGCCAGCCCAGCUGUGCCAUCUGCCUCAGGCUACUCUCUCCCAUUGAAUGAGACAGGAUGCUAGGAAUGGCAAGACAGAAACCUUGCUAUAUCCUGCUUCUGGCCUUGCCGUUCCUCUUCUUUCUCAGCAUCACUUGCCCUAAGCCAUCUCCCCACAACAUCUUGUGUGCAAGGGAAGGAAUGGACCCACACUUGCUCCUGAUCCACAGCCCACCUGGAGUUCAAGGACUAAUGCUCCAGCUCCUCUGUUGACUCUCAUCCUUCUAAGUCUUCUGCUAAGCAGCUCCACUACAUUGGACAUGUUUGUUGUCAGAUGGUCCCUUCUUGCCUCCUGUUGUCUGAUCUGGAGAAAGUGUUUCUUAUGGAGCGGCAGGGGAGACAGGCAGUGUGAGCAGGGCCAGGUGAACAAAGGUGGGACAGAGAGCAACCAGCAUUGCCCAUGGAUGGCUACAGUGGUGGCUUCUGUACUGGCUGUGCUGCUCUCCUUGCGGCCAUGUCCUUCCCUGGGGUGUGGGGCUGUGGGCUGUCUGUAUGUGUGCAACGUUGCUGCUGUAAAUACUAGAGAGAUGUUUUUCUGACCCAAAGUAAAUAAAUGCACUUCCCUAAACCAGGCAGUA